Chironomus riparius is the source of this 711-nucleotide messenger RNA. The record is from the annotation of a GenBank genome assembly. NCBI's taxonomy places the organism in Eukaryota, Metazoa, Arthropoda, Insecta, Diptera, Chironomidae.
AUGCCAGUUAAGAAGGAUUUAAAGUCAUACUUUGAGUCUAGGAGUUUAAAUAACAAUACAGGAAAUGAAGCUUUAGAUGAGAACUUAGAUGCCAUCAACAAUAAUUCAGAACCGCUCCAAAAAUUGACAUUAAAUGGGAAGUUAUGUGUAAAAUUGGAUUCAGAUGAGCCACAAUUGUUCCUUCCUAAAUGCAAUUAUUGUGGCUUAAAAUUCCUUUGCCAAGAAUCUUUAGAAAAGCACAAAAAUAUGAAGCAUGAAAAUCAUCCAAAAAAGAAGUCAAAACAAAAAAAAUUUGACGAGAACACAAAGGAAGUUCAAAUAAUAAAAUAUUCCAAAAAUUAUUUCUGCUGUGACUUUGACGGAAAAAAUACAUCUAUUGUCUCUGUUCAAGAAUCUAGUACAUCUAUUGCCUCUGUUCAAGAAUCUACUACAUCUAGUACUUCAGUCAAUAAAUAUAGUGCAUCUAGUGUCUCCGUCCAAGAAGCUAUUAUAUCUAGUACUUUAAUAAAUGAAUCUACUACAUCUGGUGUUUCCGUAACUGAAUCUAGUACAUCUAGCACCCUACUUAAUAAAUCUGGCACAUCUCCAGUCAAAGAAUCUAGGACAUCAAGUACUUCAGUCAAUGAAUCUGGUACAUUUAGUCCAUCAUUAAAACAAUCUGGUCAAUUUGCUAGCAAAUCUAGUACUUUAGAUCUGAAAUCUAGUACAUAG